This is a messenger RNA of Dictyostelium purpureum, 1002 nucleotides long. RefSeq lists its product as uncharacterized. Gene Ontology annotation, molecular function: G protein-coupled receptor activity; cAMP binding. Gene Ontology annotation, biological process: adenylate cyclase-activating G protein-coupled receptor signaling pathway; cell surface receptor signaling pathway. Lineage: Eukaryota; Evosea; Eumycetozoa; Dictyosteliales; Dictyosteliaceae. Bases 1 to 1002 code for a protein of 333 amino acids. The transcript is spliced from 3 exons. The record is from RefSeq and is a predicted model, not a curated record. Gene Ontology annotation, cellular component: plasma membrane.
AUGGGAAUUCAAAACACUGCAAUUUGUAAUCCAACUGGUAAAGAGUUUUUAUCAGUUGAUAUUUUGAAUAUAGUUACAGCAUCAUUAUCUUUGAUUGGUAGUGCAUUAACCGUAAUUUCAUAUAUAUAUAAACAAGUUAGAACCUAUAGAUCACAAGUAAAGAUUAGAGAGCAACAGAUACAAAAUACGAUCGCAGGGGGAACAACAUUGAUUACCUCAGGCCAGUUCAAACAGCCACAAUCAAAAUUACCAUUUUUAAUUUUUAUGCUUUCGGUAGCAGACUUUUUCACAUCGGUUUUCAUUAUUAUUUCACAAAGCUAUCUUAUUAAUAACCCAGAAUCAUACAGCAGAGAUGAUACCGGUUCAAGUAAAAUUCAUUUUUCGCCAUGUAUUCUUUUUAGAGCAAUCAUUCAAUUCUUUUUCCUUUCAACUUUCUUUUGGACAACUUGUAUAUCCUAUUAUUUAUAUCAUCAAUUAUCAUCACCAGGUGAAGAAAAAUAUUUAAUUACAAUUUUUAAUAUUAUAUCAUGGGGUAUACCAUUGACGAUUUCAUUGGUAAUAACAUUAACAAACUCUAUAGUUAUUGAUCCUACAGGUUGGUGUGAAGUUAAAAAACCAAUGGAAUUUAGUUUAUGGUUUUUACCAUUAUUCCUUUGUUUAGUUGUAUGUUCGAUUUACUAUAUUAGAUUAAGAAAGUUAUUUAGAAGCAAAUUCGAAUAUAGAUUACAAAUUAAUGAUCGUUUAAAACAAUUAGACUCGACUAUAUCAAGAAGAUUAACUCUUUACAUUAUUGUUUUCAUUAUUUGUUGGCUCCCAGAUGUAAUUCAACACUUUAUUUCAUUCUUUUCAACCUGCACAUUCUUCCCACUUUUAAUUUUACAAAAUAUUCUCACACCAUCCCAAGGUUUCUGGAACUUCUGGGUAUACAGCUUUACAAACAAAGUAGUUGGUAUUCAAAAAAAUACACAAGGAAAUGAUGAAAAUAAAAGAUUAUUAUCCUAA